Molecule: messenger RNA, 1469 nt
Organism: Cyanistes caeruleus (blue tit)
Lineage: Eukaryota; Metazoa; Chordata; Aves; Passeriformes; Paridae
Source: RefSeq, a predicted model, not a curated record
GCCUGCGCCCGCUCCCGGCCCAGCGCUGACCCCCGGUGCGCUCCCGCAGAGACCAAGGUGUACGUGGGGAACCUGGGCACGGGCGCCGGCAAAGGCGAACUCGAGAGAGCCUUCAGCUACUAUGGACCGCUGAGAACCGUGUGGAUCGCCAGGAACCCGCCGGGGUUCGCCUUCGUGGAGUUCGAAGACCCCCGCGAUGCUGAAGAUGCUGUCCGUGGACUUGACGGAAAGGUGAUCUGCGGCUCCAGGGUCAGAGUGGAAGUAUCCACAGGGAUGCCGCGCCGCUCCCGCUACGACCGGCCCCCUGCCCGGCGCCCCUUCGACCCCAACGACAGAUGCUACGAGUGUGGUGAGAAAGGCCACUAUGCCUAUGACUGUCACCGCUAUAGCCGGCGAAGGAGGAGCAGGUCCCGGUCUAGAUCCCGCUCGAGGUCCCGUGGAAGAAGGUAUUCCCGGUCACGCAGUCGCAGCCGUGGUAGGAGGUCCAGAUCAGCUUCCUAUCGUAGGUCCAGGUCCGUGUCUCCUCGUAGGUCUAGGUCCGUGUCUCCCCGCCGGUCCCGCUCGGGUUCCUUGAAGAGAUCGAGGUCUAGAUCAAGAUCAAGAUCUAGAUCCAGAUCUGUUACAUGGCCCCGAAGCAGGUAUGUGACUAAAGAUCGUUGGUGAAAGUUGCUUAAAAGUCUCAUUAGGCUCUUCAACAAUUGCUAAGGUUUUUUCCCAGGAAAAGAUGUGUUUUCCCUCCACUAACUUAGGGAUCUGUAGUUCUAAGGAGCAGUGCAGAAGAUUGUUCUUCCUCUUUCUAUUCUUUUGCACACUGCCAGUAUCUAGAUCCCCAUAGUCAUCACAAAUACUGGUUUGAUCAAGUUGCAUUAACUGCUAACUAACGUAGAAUUAAUCUCAAAAGUUUAUUUUCCUUUGUGUAGCACACACAAGAUUGUCAGUUCUUCCCAUUAUUUUUCAAAGAAAGCAGGAUGUCCUUCUAGUAGCAUGAUAAUGCUUUAUUGUAUAUAGGCAAACAAGUCUUGAAGGGCUUGCUGGUGUCCUGAGUGUUGUAGCUGCAAUUCCAGCUCUGUUGAAUAUCAGUGUGAGUCUGCUGAUUUUUAAUUUGAGAUAAACACCUGUCAGAAUUGUUUUGUACCAAUAAACGUAUCACAAGAGUAAAAGUCAAAUUUUAAAUUUUAAGGGAACACAGGGUGCUAUUUGUUCCCUUAAACUUUACUUGCUAGUAAGUGGGUACAACCUGUGCUUCAUGGAGCCUUGUCCUGGCAGCAGGGCUGACUGAGUGUCCUUGACAAGAACAAGAGAAAAUGGAAAUUCUGCUCUGGAUAUGGAACUGCUUAUAGCCCAGCCUGUCCCUGUGCCUGCUGUGCUGGUUUUAAUGGCUGCUCUUUGAAACAAGGAAUAGCCAACCCUGAAGAAACACAGGAAAAUACAGGAUAGCUUCAGCUAAAGGGAGCAGGUGGAAAAGCCCA